AAGAUCUCGACCUACAUAUACACAUAUUCUCCAAUCUUUGGAAAGUAGUCUUGAUCAUCAAUUUCUCUUUCUCCAAUCCUUGAUUGUUGAGUCUUCUUUUUUUCUUUGAUUGGCGUAGAGCUUGGUAUAUUGAUUAUACCGAAGUAGGUAGCUUCAAUAAAGUGAUUGAUUAACCUAAAAACAAAACAAACAGAUUUGACUCAGAAACAGAAAAUGAAUUCAAACAACUGGCUUGGUUUUCCACUUUCACCAAACCACUCUUCUUUGCCUCCUCAUGAAUACAACCUUGGCUUAGUCAGCGACCAUAUGGACAACCCUUUCCAAACACAAGAGUGGAAUAUGAUUAAUCCACACGGUGGGGGAGAAGGAGGAGAGGUUCCCAAGGUGGCUGAUUUUCUCGGUGUGAGCAAACCAGACGAAAACCAAACCGACCACCUCGUAGCGUACAACGACUCAGACUACUACUUCCAUACCAACAGCUUGAUGCCUAGCGUCCAAUCAAACGACGUCGUCGUAGCUUGUGACUCUAACAUUCCUAACAAUAGCUAUGAGCUUCAAGAGAGUGCUCACAAUCUACAGUCAUUGACUUUGUCCAUGGGGACCACCGGUGGUAAUAACGCUGCAGCCAAAGCUUCGCCAUCGGAGGCCACCGGCGAUAACACUAGCAGUGGAGCAUUAGCCGUUGUUGAGACGGCCACGCCGAGACGUGCUUUGGACACUUUCGGACAACGAACCUCAAUCUAUCGUGGUGUCACAAGGCAUCGAUGGACCGGUCGAUAUGAAGCUCACCUGUGGGAUAAUAGUUGUAGAAGAGAAGGCCAGUCUAGGAAAGGAAGACAAGUUUACUUGGGUGGGUAUGACAAAGAAGAUAAAGCAGCAAGAUCAUAUGAUCUAGCCGCACUUAAGUACUGGGGUCCCUCGACUACUACUAAUUUCCCGAUUACUAACUACGAGAAAGAAGUAGAGGAAAUGAAGCACAUGACGAGACAAGAGUUCGUGGCGGCUAUUAGAAGGAAAAGUAGUGGAUUCUCACGAGGCGCUUCGAUGUAUCGAGGAGUAACAAGGCAUCACCAACAUGGAAGAUGGCAAGCAAGGAUCGGCCGAGUGGCUGGAAACAAAGAUCUCUACUUGGGAACUUUUAGCACUGAGGAAGAAGCCGCAGAAGCUUAUGAUAUAGCUGCGAUAAAGUUUAGAGGACUCAACGCAGUGACCAACUUUGAGAUCAAUCGGUACGACGUGAAAGCCAUCCUAGAGAGCAGUACUCUUCCCAUAGGAGGAGGUGCAGCUAAGCGGCUCAAAGAAGCUCAGGCUCUUGAGUCUUCAAGGAAACGCGAGGCGGAGAUGAUAGCCCUUGGUUCAAGUUUCCAGUAUGGUGGUGGCUCGAGCUCAGGAGGCUCUGGCUCCAGCUCAUCAAGGCUUCAGCUUCAACCUUACCCUCUAAGCAUUCAACAACCAUUAGAGCCUUUUCUAUCUCUACAGAACAAUGACAUCUCUCACUACAAUACCAAUUCUCAUGAUACCUCCUCCUUUAAUCACCAUAGCUAUAUCCAGACGCAGCUUCAUCUUCACCAACAAACCAACAAUUACUUGCAGCAACAAUCGAGUCAGAACUCACAGCAGCUCUAUAACGCUUAUCUUCAAAGCAAUCCGGCUUUGCUUCAUGGUCUUGUCUCUACCUCAAUCGUUGACAACAACAAUGGAGGCUCUAAUGGUAGCUACAAUACUGCAGCGUUUCUUGGGAGCCACGGCAUUGGUAUUGGGUCGAGCUCCACCGUUGGAUCUACCGAGGAGUUCCCAACUGUUAAAACAGACUACGAUAUGCCUCCGAGUGAUAGCACAGGAGAGUACGGUGGCUGGACUGGUGAGCCUGUUCAGGGGUCGAAUCCUGGUGGUGUUUUCACUAUGUGGAAUGAGUGAAAAUGGAUCUGUUUCUUGCCGUACAAGGAAAUAGGUCUGUAUUAGUAACUAUUUUAUUUUUGUUCUGUUUUUUUUUCUAGUCUUGGAAGUUAUAUUAGAAGGGACUUUUGGUAGAAGAAUUUAGGUAACGCAACUGGUUCAUUUAAAAUUUACGGCGAAGGUGUUGAUUCUCAAACGGUGGUUAAAUGGUUCUUGAGGGUUAGGGUUUUAUGGGUACUCAGUUAAGUUUAAGGGUACCCAAUUUUUGUUUAAGGCUAACCCUUUUGACUAAUUUCCAAACUUGUAGUUCGUUUAUUUAUAAGAUCUAUAUUUCCUCCC
Raphanus sativus (radish) is the source of this 2235-nucleotide messenger RNA. Its product is annotated as AP2-like ethylene-responsive transcription factor PLT1. Gene Ontology annotation, biological process: regulation of DNA-templated transcription. The record is from RefSeq and is a predicted model, not a curated record. Gene Ontology annotation, molecular function: DNA-binding transcription factor activity; DNA binding. The coding region runs from base 214 to 1917 and encodes 567 amino acids. Lineage: Eukaryota; Viridiplantae; Streptophyta; Magnoliopsida; Brassicales; Brassicaceae. The transcript is spliced from 9 exons.